AACUUUUCCCGUUCCUUCGGCAUUACACAACUACAACAUGGACCCAUCACAACAAGCGAAUGUCACCCAGCCUCUUCCACCAGCUUAUCCAGGGCCACCAAACUAUGGUACUAAACAGACUGGAGUGGUUUAUCCCCAACAGCCCGGCUUUCAAGGACAGGCAGGAGUUACAACAAUUAUUCAUACGCAACCAACUCAUAUUGUGAUGGGGAUGAGAUUUUUCGAAGACCCGACUGCAAUGACAUGUCCUUACUGCCAAGCUAGUAUUGUUACAGGCACCACUUACGUUUCGGGGACACUAACCUGGAUUGCUUGUGGCGGUGUCGCACUUAUGGGUGGUUGGCUUGGAUGUUGCCUGAUUCCAUUUUGUAUUGAUGCUCUCAAGGAUGUUAUCCAUUCCUGUCCUAACUGCAACCGUCAAGUGGGUGUCUAUCGCCGAGUGUAGCAGGACACCCAACCAGUAGAUGCAUGACACCUGGGUUAUGCUGUGGGGUUGUAAAUUGUUAUUUAACUCCUAUACCCUAAGCAAGUUUCUUGUUCUGCUUUGUGUAAUUAUCAAUCAAAACUAUAAUCAUGCAAUAUUCUCACAUGUGAUUGGUUAUCAGUAGCACAAUUUUUAGCAGUAAUAGGACAGAGUAUAUAUCAUGAUUGUAAUUAGACAGCAUGAUGGCUAUAGAACAUAUAUUGCAUCUUGCUAGUCGUGCCUUUUCAUUUUAUAGUAAUUGCAUCAGCUGAUGUGUUUCUACUUAUGACUGAAUGUCACUGACAAGUGUUUUUUUCUCAAAUUUUGUCAGUUUUGAUAAACUGGUAAAAGUAGAAUAUGUACAAUGUGAUUAGAUGUACUGGACUCAGUAGGGUGUCUUGGGUUAGUAACAGAUCCAGUUGUUCAAAGCUGGGUUAAGGU
Molecule: messenger RNA, 904 nt
Organism: Pocillopora damicornis (cauliflower coral)
Lineage: Eukaryota; Metazoa; Cnidaria; Anthozoa; Scleractinia; Pocilloporidae
Product: LITAF domain-containing protein
Molecular function (GO): zinc ion binding
Source: RefSeq, a predicted model, not a curated record